GACCGUGCCAGCAGCAAGACCUGGAGGCAACAAACGAGCACUUCCAGCUGGACCAGGAGGUAGAGGACCUCUUCGGCGACAUCUUCGAGGAUGCGCAGUGCACUCCAACGGCGCCAGGUGCGACGGCUCGGACAUCACGUGCAGUAGCUGUGGGCACUCCGAACGCCUCCGAGUGCCGCGAGGGGGCGGAGGUCGUCUACGGCUUGCAUGGCGACAAGGCGGAGGGGCCUGUCGAAAACGACCUGACGGUUGGCGAGGAUGUCCUGGCCGAUGGGACGCUGGGCGACGCUCCGCUACGUGGAG
Molecule: messenger RNA, 303 nt
Organism: Prorocentrum cordatum
Lineage: Eukaryota; Dinophyceae; Prorocentrales; Prorocentraceae
Source: the annotation of a GenBank genome assembly